Messenger RNA from Daphnia pulicaria, 582 nucleotides. Its product is annotated as dentin sialophosphoprotein-like. The transcript is spliced from 6 exons. Lineage: Eukaryota; Metazoa; Arthropoda; Branchiopoda; Diplostraca; Daphniidae. The record is from RefSeq and is a predicted model, not a curated record. The coding region runs from base 1 to 582 and encodes 193 amino acids.
AUGGAGGGAAAGAUUGAACACAUUGAUCUUUGUCCACUUAAAAGUGGAAGAACAAGAGAUGCAGUAGGCAGAAGCUUAUCAUGCACUUGCAAUAUUCAUCUAAAGGAGAUUGAAGUAAAAAGCUGUAGCAAUCUGCCACAAUUUGAGAAGGAAAAGGCUAACUUUACAUCACCCACUUUCUCUUCAACUUCAGCAGAUCAUACUGACAGCAGCAGCAGCAAUCUGCCACAAUCUGAGAAAGACAAGGUUAGAUUUACAUCAUCCACCUUCUCUUCAGCUUCAUCAGAUCGUACUGACAGCAGCAGCAGCAAUAUGCCACAAUGUAAGAAAGACAAGGCUAAGUUUACAUCAUCCACCUUCUCUUCAGCUUCAUCAGAUCAUACUGACAGCUGCAGCAGCAAUCUGCCACAAAGCGAUAAAGACAAGGCUGAGUUUACAUCAUCAACCUUCUCUUCAGCUUCAACAAAUCAUGUGCAGAAUUCUAGAUUGCUUUCAAGCAGCUUCACCUCGCCUGCUAGCUCGUCUUCACACAGCUACGACUCGCAUUCAUACAACUCUGACCCACUUUUAAAUGGUCUUUGA